AUGGAGCUGCAGCUUAUACUACCUGCUGCUGCAGACGGCCGUGAGUCUGCGACAGUGCCACUCAUCGACGCCGACGAGCUUUCUCUAAGGAUGUUUGGAUGCUUGCCGACUGGCUGUACACUGGUGAUCAUCGACAGCUGUGCAGGCAGCAGCUUUGCGGCGGGAGGCGCUGCAGACGUUGCAGCGGCCGCUGCGGCAGACGGAGACGCCGACAUCUCCAAGCGGUACGUGAUGUCGGAUGAAGUCUACGAUCAGCGCGAUGAAAGCAUGCGGAAAUUCCUGAGGAACCUGCAGGCUGCUAGGCCGGAUUUGUUCGAGCAGCCGCAGAAGAAGGAAAAGGAGGAGGAGGAGCAGCAGCAACAAAAGCAGCAGCAGCAGCAGCAGCAACAGCAACAAGGUACAGAGCAAGAAAUUAGGGAGAAGUUCACCGUUGGAUCGCGCUGCGUGCUGAUCGGAGAUCGCCGCGGUCAAAUCGCCUAUGUUGGGCGCAGGCAAUCGCGUCCACCGGGGGAAAUCUGGAUCGGUGUCGCGUUGGAUGAGCCUCUGGGACGCACUGACGGCCGUGACUUCAAGAUCGUUAGUGCAGCUGUGCCUGCUGCUGCAGCAGGAGCUGCAGAAGCGGCAGGCACAGGGGCAGGAGGAAGGGGUUGUCUGGUGCAUACUGGCAAGCCUCUCUUUGCGUGUGAAGGCGACCGGUAUGGCGAGUUUGCGUUGCCUUCAGAAGUGACUGUUGGGAACUUUCCUCCACUCGACCCCUUUGACUUGGUGGACGAAAUUUAG
Molecule: messenger RNA, 780 nt
Organism: Cyclospora cayetanensis
Lineage: Eukaryota; Apicomplexa; Conoidasida; Eucoccidiorida; Eimeriidae
Product: tubulin-folding cofactor B
Exons: 4
Coding region: 1-780 (259 amino acids)
Biological process (GO): cytoplasmic microtubule organization
Cellular component (GO): nucleus; microtubule plus-end; cytoplasm
Molecular function (GO): microtubule plus-end binding
Source: RefSeq, a predicted model, not a curated record